This is a messenger RNA of Sander lucioperca (pikeperch), 1841 nucleotides long. Its product is annotated as GTPase IMAP family member 7-like. Gene Ontology annotation, molecular function: GTP binding. The transcript is spliced from 4 exons. The record is from RefSeq and is a predicted model, not a curated record. NCBI's taxonomy places the organism in Eukaryota, Metazoa, Chordata, Actinopteri, Perciformes, Percidae. Bases 167 to 1105 code for a protein of 312 amino acids.
AUUUUAGUGAGAAGCAGAUUCCGUCAGACCGAGCUCCAGCUGCAGAUGUGAAGGGGUUGGCAGGAAACGGGAAGAUCGUGGUAGACUACCUCGAGUUGAAUCUGAAAGUCGAUCAAACCGAAGCUGAAGUUGGAUCAAAAGGAGAAAUAAAGCUUCAUCAGACGCGAUGCAAGAACGUGAAGAAUCCGCAGGAAGGAGGAGAAGAAGAAGUAUGGAUUAUCCUAUAAACAUGUCAGAGGUGAGACUGGUUGUUGUUGGGAGGACUGGAUCAGGGAAGAGCUCCAGUGGAAACACCAUACUGGGAGGACCAAUCUUCACUGCUGACGUCAGCCAUCUGUCAGUCACUAAACAGUGCUGUAAGCAGACAGGUGAGGUGUGCAACAGGCAGGUGACCAUCAUCGACACUCCCGGCCUCUUCGACACUUCGCAGGAGGAUGAAUAUGUGAAGCGAGAGAUCGCCAAAUGCAUCAACAUGUCGGCCCCGGGGCCCCACGCCAUCCUGCUGGUCAUCAAGCUGGGGCCUUUCACAGCAGAGGAAAGAGACGCUGUCGGGAAGGUGGAGGAGAUCUUUGGAGAGGAUGCCUGGAAGUACACCAUCGUCCUCUUCACGUACGGAGACCGAGUCACGUCAGACUUCAAACAGCUGGUGGAGAAGGCUGGACCCGAGCUGCAGGCGAUCCUGAAGAAGGUGGCGAACCGGUACCACGUCUUCAACAACCUCAAAGCCAACGAUCGCGGACAGGUGCUGGGCCUGCUGGAGAAGGUGGAGGAGAUGGUCGGUGCCAACGGAGGACAGUUUUACUCCAACUACACCUAUGAGGAGGUGUCUAAGAUGCUGCUUAAGAGAGAGAAGGAGCUCAGAGAGUUCUACGACAAGAAACUGGAGGAAAGCAUCAAAUCUGUGGAGUCAAAGUACGAGAAGAAGUUGAGUGAAGCUCAACAGGAACGCCAAAAGGUGGAGAACAGUCUGCAGUCUGAGCUGCAGGAGGUGAAGCGGUACUAUCAUGCUUUAGAGAGAGGAGUCCGUCACGUUGUAGAGCACACAGUGAAGGAUGACUCCAUGGAAGACAUUCUCAAGUUUCACGAGGCCCUGAAACUAAACUAAACUCAGCUGUCUUCAUCUGGACAGACUCAUAAUAUAAUGUUAUAUAAUAUAACAGCAGCUUGUUCAGUUUGUUUUAAAUGAUGAGUUUAAUACUGGAAAUAGAUGCAGAAAACUCAACAUGUGAUCAGAACUCUGUCACAUCCUUGAUCUUUACACUGAAAAACAUAAAGCCACUGUAGCACAAGUCUAAAAACAACAAAGAAUAUCUCCUUUGGAAAUAUCUCUUAUUAGAGGUCUUUAUUCCAGUUUGAUAAAGCCAAAGUUACAUUCAACCAUCUUUCAUUCACCUGACACACAGGUAAACCUCCACAUCCCCAGUUCAUAACUUUAUUUCAUCUGUUGGUUACACAAUGAUCACGGAAUAGUGAUUUCUCCCCUUGUAUCAUAUUUUUUUUAACAUUCCAGGCAUACGUACUUUAUAUUUACCAUUUGUACAAUAAAUUGUCAUUAAAUCCAUUCAUCCAUCAACCUCACCCUCAUCCACAUGCACACGCAUAAACACUGUACACAAUUUAUCAACGGAGUCAUGUUUAAAGGCCGCUUGCCUUCACAUUUAAUAUCCAUGAGUCGAGGAAAGACCAAGCAGAGUACCAUUUGCUUUUUUUCAAGUUCUGACCGCUGCGAGCUGAUUUGUUCUUAGAGCCGAAUGGAGAAGGUGACGUGCAGAUAUAUUACAGACUGAAACCUCUUACGUGUUCAGAGGACCCUGGUCCGGUAUUUCAGGAAGAAAAGGAAG